AUGGCAGACUAUGACGAUGACGACGAGCAGCGCGGGGGCUACUUUGCGCGGCUGGAGCGCCAGAAGAGCCUCCGCCGCCCCAGCCUCACCGGCGGCGCGCCAGCCGCCGCCGGCGGCCCCGCGCCCGAGCGCGCGGGCUCGCUGCGCGCCGUGCUGGCAUCGCGCCAGGGCAGCCUGACAGCAGACCUCCGCGCCGGAGGGUGUGCCCCAGACCCGGCCGCGCCCCAUUCCAUAGCGCCAAGCCUUGGCUCUGGCCUGGGGUCCUCGCUGCCCUCCGCCACGCCGCCCGGUGCGCUGGCGGCGCGCCUGGACACGCUGCGUGGGCGCGGCGGGGACAAAGGCCGCAAGUCCAAUGACAGCUGGUGGGACAAGCUGGGCUCCUCGGCCCUCAACGAGCGACCAGAUGAGGAGGCCGCGCCAAAGACCAAGGGCUAUGCGCCGCAGUAUGCUGUCACGGGCCAGGGCCUGCACUACCGCAUGCCGGCCUCCCAAGAGGACCUGCCAGAAGUGCACGCUGCUGCCUAA
Molecule: messenger RNA, 525 nt
Organism: Monoraphidium neglectum
Lineage: Eukaryota; Viridiplantae; Chlorophyta; Chlorophyceae; Sphaeropleales; Selenastraceae
Exons: 4
Coding region: 1-525 (174 amino acids)
Source: RefSeq, a predicted model, not a curated record